AGCUUCUGUGGGGCAGUUGGACUUGGCCGGCGGUGAGGCCGCGGGGGAUCUAGCACUUAGUGGGACAGGUAAGGGGCGGCCUGGGGUCAGCGGUGGGGGUCUAACCCGGAGAACGCCUGAGAGGAGGAACAGUGCCCGCUAGCCCCAGCCUCCAUCCGGUUCGCCACGCCCCAGCGCCCCGGGAGCUUGCCUUUUUUCUUCAGGACCAGACCAUGGAGAGCCAAGUCCAGCAGCUUCGACAGGCUUUCCGGUCCGGCCGGUCGCGACCCCUGCGGUUCCGGCUGCAGCAGCUCGAGGCCCUGCGGAGGAUGGUGCAGGAGUGCGAGAAGGACAUCCUGGAGGCCAUCGCCGCGGACCUGUGCAAGAGUGAAUUCAAUGCAUACAGUCAGGAAGUCAUUACUGUCCUCGGGGAAAUUGAUCUUAUGCUGGGGAAUCUUCAUGAAUGGGUUACUGCUAAACCAGUUAAGAAGAACUUGUUCACUAUGCUGGAUGAGGCCUAUAUUCAACCAGAGCCUCUGGGAGUCAUACUGAUUAUUGGAGCUUGGAACUACCCCUUCGUUCUCACCAUGCAGCCGCUGGUGGGAGCCAUUGCUGCAGGAAAUGCUGUGAUUAUCAAGCCUUCUGAACUAAGUGAAAAUACAUCCAAGAUCUUGGCUAAGCUCCUCCCUCAGUAUUUAGAUCAGGAUCUGUAUGCUGUUGUUAACGGUGGUGUUGAGGAAACCACAGAGCUUCUGAAACAGCGAUUUGACCACAUUCUCUAUACGGGAAAUGCUGCAGUUGGAAAAAUUGUCAUGGAAGCUGCUGCCAAGCAUCUGACCCCAGUGACACUUGAACUGGGAGGGAAAAGUCCAUGUUACAUUGAUAAAGAUUGUGACCUGGACAUUGUCUGCAGACGCAUAACCUGGGGAAAAUACAUGAAUUGUGGUCAAACCUGCAUUGCUCCUGACUACAUUCUCUGUGAAGCCUCCCUCCAGAAUCAAAUAGUGCAGAAGAUAAAGGAAACCGUGAAGGAAUUUUAUGGAGAAAACAUAAAAGAGUCUCCUGAUUAUGAAAGAAUCAUAAAUCUUCGUCAUUUUAAGAGGAUACGAAGUUUGCUUGAAGGACAAAAGAUAGCUUUUGGUGGGGAGACUGAUGAAGCCACACGCUACAUAGCCCCAACAAUACUUACUGAUGUUGAUCCUGAGACCAGAGUGAUGCAAGAAGAAAUUUUUGGACCAGUUCUUCCAAUAGUCCCUGUGAAAAAUGCAGAUGAAGCCAUAAAUUUCAUAAAUGAACGUGAAAAGCCCCUGGCUCUCUACGUGUUUUCUCAUAACAACGAGCUCAUCAAACGGAUGAUUGACAAGACAUCCAGUGGUGGUGUGACAGGCAAUGAUGUCAUCAUGCACUUCACUCUCAAUUCUCUGCCUUUUGGAGGAGUGGGUUCCAGUGGGAUGGGAGCUUAUCAUGGAAAACAUAGUUUUGAUACUUUUUCUCAUCAUCGUCCCUGUUUAUUAAAAAGUUUGAAGAGAGAAGGUGCUAACAAACUCAGGUAUCCUCCCAACAGCCAAUCAAAGGUAGAUUGGGCAAAAUUUUUCAUGCUGAAACAGUUCAACAAAGGAAAACUCGGGCUCCUGUUGUUCACGUUCCUGGGUGUGGUGGUAGCAGUGCUUAUCAAGAAAUACCAAGCUGUGCUGAGGAGAAAGGCCCUGUUGAUUUGUCUGGUAGUUCACAGACUGCAUUGGUCCAGUGAACAGUGAUGAACAGAUUUCAAACCCAACUCUGUUAAGAGUGAGGCUGGAUACUACUGAAGAAUGAUCCUAUUCAACCUCUUCUAUUGAAUAUUCCUCUAUCAAUGGCUAAUGAACUGAUUUUUAACUCCUACCCAAAUCAGAAAAUACGCAAAUAUGCCAUGACAAAACCUAAAAGUCAUUACCACUCACCGUUAAUAAAAGUUGCCAUUUCAGCCAAAUCCCAACAUUCCCCAAUAAUAAGAAUAGUUAGGAAACUUAUUCUAGAUUGUGCUAGGGACAGGAAUGUGUUCAGCUAAAUCCAAACUCCUUGAACCUGCUCAGUGACUUCUACACUCCAAUUCAUAGGACAUCCCAUCCCUUGCCCUUGCUGCUACCAUCAUUGGGUGAAGCUUUCAAGAACUCAUUACUGCCCAGGGAUAUCAGUAGUCCUCUAUAGUCAAAAGAAGUAAGGUUAGAUAUUCCUGGAUCCAGGGGCUGGGGAGAUAGCUCAGCUGGUAGAGUGUUUGCCUCGCAAGCACAAGGCCCUGAGUUUGAUCCCCAGUACUGCAAAAAAAAAAAAAAAAAAAAAAAAAAAUUGUGCGCUAAAACUCGUGUUGGGGGAGCAAGGCUAUGAGUGGAGGUUGCUCCUCAUCCAUUGGGACUUAGGGACUUGACUUCCAGCAGUUAGAGCUCUUCAUCCUUUUCCAUUCAUUCUCCAUCAUCUGGAGUGUGUUUGGUUUUAACAGUCUGCUGUGGUUAUUCUUAAGUACUUUUUGUGAAUAAUAUCACUCAAAGCAUCUUACAAAGUCUAGGACUUGCUAGAAAAUCUUUGCCAGUUUCAUGCAAGUAUCACCUGUCUUUGACAUGAUGUUGAACUUAACAUCUUACUGAAACCUAACUAGCAUUUUUUUUUAAAUGCUAUAAUUAGAGUAAGUAUAAAUACUGCCGUGUGCAGUAGCAUUUGCCUGUAAUUCUAGCUACUUAGGAGGCUGAGACAGAAGGAUUACUUGAGUCCAGAAGUUCGAGGCCAGCCUAGGCAACGUGGUGGUAAAAUAAAUCUUCUCAGGACCCUAAAAUUGCAAGUUAGUAGAUCUUCGAGGACAAGUCUUUAACCAUCUUAUUUCUAGAGUACCAUACAAGUAAAUUUCACUUUUUUAAACCUCAAAGAGAUCCCUUUCUGUUCUAUUCAACUUGCAGGGCUUAAAAUGGGGGAAUCAUUUCCUGUCACAAAAAAAGAGGCCUUGAAUAUUAGGACUUUAGGGCUUUAGAGCUUCAUGGGGAAGAGACAGUGGAUAAUAUAGAGAAGUUUAGUGAAUGCUGUUUAAGUUAGUUGGCCAUAAUAAAGAGAAUGGAGAUGGUAAGAGGAUCUCCUGAACAAAUGGGCAGAUCUCACUAGAGCCCGAGGUACCUCAUCCAAGGAGGAAAGCGCCAAAGGAGGCCUGUGUGGAAUGGCAUUCUCUGCCAGGGAGUGCUGUGCUAUGCCUUGGAGCUGCUGGUUGCAGGGACUUUGGUUCCUUUGCUUGAUAUGAAAAGAGACUUGGCCCACUCAAUGACAGAAUGUAACUUGCACUAUCGAAUGUAUAAUCAAUUUUGUUAAAUAAUUUGUUCCAUUAAGGCUGUCUAGUAUGGUAUAUCUUUACCACCUUACAAGGUGUCAAGAAUUAAUCACUGGCCUAAUUUAGGAAAACAGUUGUUUAAACUGUGGUUUUGAUAUAACGAUCAAUCAUAGAAUAUCUUAUAUAAAAUUUCAAUAUAGAAUUUUCAUUUACUAUAUUAAUUGUAUUUUGUAAUUUCUAGUUAAGCUAAAUUAUUGGCUUGUCUACUAAUAUAUUCUCCUAAAUAAAUGAUUAUACUUCAUAAAAUUGGCAUGAAUUUUGUAUCAUUCUUCAUGUGAAAUCUCAGACAUGCCCUGUUGGAGAUAAUCCUUUGAUCAUGUUUUCUUUAACUAUUAAAUUUUCUCCAUUUUUUUCUUUUAUCUAACAAAGAUGGUUUUUGUUAACUGUCUUUGUUGUACUUUCUCAUUUUAAAUUCUUAGCCAAAAAAUUUUUCUCAGACUUUGAUUUCUGCUUGCAUGGGGAGGAGGUGGAGAGGGAGAGGGAAAAGGAGAAGAGAGAUAUUGAUUGAUGGCUACCUGUGACCUGAUUUACCAUUGAAUCCAAAGAUGUUCACCAAUCCCAGGUCUCAAAAGCAUCCAGAAAUUUGGAUCAGCACUGAAUUCCAUCCUGAGGCUCUGUGGCAAAAUAAUCUUUGCUGCUCUGGUUUUUAUCAUACCACUGCUAUAAGAAAAAGUACAGUAUGAGCAAGUAUUUCUCUAUGAUACAUGAAAAUGCUGGUGGAAUGAAAGAACUGGAGAAAAGGUAAGAGAUCUAUAGACAACCCCCUGCCCUAGCCAGGGUCUUAUAGCACCUGUGUGCAGGGGUCAAGGGGUUCCCUGGGCAGGGCCCACUGCUACCUUCUCAGAGAGUUUAUAGAGGAUCUGAGGACAAACAGGCAUCAGGCUAUGCCUAGGAAGUGCAAUUUAUACUGUUAGUGGUUUUUGCAAUUUUGUUUUAUUUGAAUCUUUAAUUCAAAGCCAUUUAUAUUCUGUGUGCUCUGUAUGUGUAUGUGUGUUUUACUGGGAGUAAACCCAGGGGUUUUCUGUGAAUGAGCUGCAUCCCCAGCUCCUUUUAUUUUUUGAGACAGGGUCUAAGUUGUCCAGGCUGGCCUUGAAUUUGCAACCCUCCUGCUUUGGCCUCCCAAGUAGCUGGGAUUGCAUGUGUGCAUUACUGUGCCCAGCUUGAAACCAUUUAUAUUCUUGAAUAAUAGUGACAAUCCCGGGACUCUUAUUUUUCCAGUGGGCUAAUGUCUUCUGAAGAACAGUCCAGGUCAGAGAAGAAAUAAACCAAUUUGACCACAAUAGAAUUGCUGAUCUGCACUUCAGAUUUUUCUGAAUGUCACUACAAGGUGCCCAGUGAAGUUCUUUCCUCUUUUUUGAGAAGUGGUUCCAAGUGUUCACCUGCACUGGACGCAUGGGUGCUUUUGUAGGGUAGACUAUGUGAGUGCACAAAUGUAUGCUGAAGGUAGCCACAUGACUUUCUGCUUGUGUGCUCUUUGGUAGUCCUGAUGGCCAGGACUGUGGUGACAAGCCAUACUAUUACUGUGGCUGAUUUCACUCCCAAGCAGCUGUGGGUCUGCUGGUAGGAGCUGCAAGGACAAGGGCUGCCUCGAGUCAGACCUUGAAUUUGCCAUCCAGGUAAUACUAUGGGGAGCUGCCUGUAAACUCUGUAGAAGCAAACAGGAGCAAACUUGGUAGUCCUGGAGGUAGGGGUAGAACUUGAGCUUUCCCAUCCAGAAGCUGAGGCUGCAUUUGUUAUGCCAUGUGACUGAUUCUAAGGCUCAGUGCCUUAUAAGAAAAAGUUCCUGCACAAUAGGAAAAUGUGUGCUGUACUUGCAAGUAAGACCAGAGAAGGAAAUAUGUGGGAAAGCAUCUUGAACUGUGAAUUUACUAUACAGAUAAAGCUUACUACUAAGAUCAGUUGAGGAGUAUUUGUUUGAACCUGUCCUUGUGAUAGCAUGUGGCAUGUCAAGUGUAACUUUUAUGUAUGACUUCAAAAGCACUUAUUAAACUCUUAAUUGAUCAUAUCUUAACGCCUU
Sciurus carolinensis (gray squirrel) is the source of this 5342-nucleotide messenger RNA. RefSeq names its product aldehyde dehydrogenase 3 family member A2 (gene Aldh3a2). Bases 213 to 1736 code for a protein of 507 amino acids. Gene Ontology annotation, cellular component: cytoplasm. The record is from RefSeq and is a predicted model, not a curated record. Gene Ontology annotation, biological process: aldehyde metabolic process. NCBI's taxonomy places the organism in Eukaryota, Metazoa, Chordata, Mammalia, Rodentia, Sciuridae. Gene Ontology annotation, molecular function: aldehyde dehydrogenase (NAD+) activity. The transcript has 11 exons.